Molecule: messenger RNA, 1611 nt
Organism: Anopheles merus
Lineage: Eukaryota; Metazoa; Arthropoda; Insecta; Diptera; Culicidae
Product: polyserase-2-like
Exons: 6
Coding region: 1-1611 (536 amino acids)
Biological process (GO): proteolysis
Molecular function (GO): serine-type endopeptidase activity
Source: RefSeq, a predicted model, not a curated record
AUGCGGAAGGCCAGCGCAUUACAACUGGUGCUACUGGCACUUGCCAUCCACUGGCAAAUCGAUUCGAUCACCACCACGAACAUCCUCUGUGGCCAGCGACCUAUUGCUGCCCCGGGUACCAUCACCUACGGUCGGUCUAGUUGGCCCGGUCAGUUUCCGUGGCAUGUGGCACUGUACCGGACGGAGCAGCCUCUUACGAUUUCGUACGCUUGCGGCGGUUUCAUCGUGGGUGAACGGGUGGUAAUUACAGCGGCCCAUUGCGUCACAGCACCGAGCGGCUAUCAGCUAGCGUCCGAUGAGCUGACCGUCCGCGUGGGUCUGUACGAUCUGCUCACGCUCGCCCGCCACUCCCAAGAGCAUCGGGUAGGACGGAUUCAUCGGCACGGAAACUUCACGACAGGCUCACCCCGCCAUGACAUUGCCCUGCUGACGCUUCGAACCAUCGUGGAGUUCGGGGACUUUGUACAGCCGAUUUGUUUGCCACGGGAGCCGGAUGCUCUCAAGGGAGUUCGGACGGGAACUGUGUCUGGUUGGGGGUUGACAGAGGAUGAUUCCCCUGCUAGAACGCUUCGAUCGGCCACAAUGCCAGUUGUGAGCUAUUUAAGGUGUCUUCAAAGUGAUUCCACACUAUUUGGUGCUGUCCUAUACGAUGGGAUGUUCUGUGCAGGGUGGGAAAAUGGUACGAACGUCUGCAAUGGUGAUAGUGGAGGAGCAUUCGCUGCCAAUGUUAACGGUAGUUGGACAGCCUUUGGUAUAGUGUCUUUUACGGGAGUUAGAGAACACACCGACGGCCAAACACCAUUCCGUUGUGAUACAAAAAGCCUCGCUGGAUUCAUCAGCAUUCCAAUGUACCUGGAUUGGAUUGAAUCUGUAUCUGCUGUGGAAGCUGUGCAGCUAGGCACACAUGUGUGUCAAUCGUACCGCGACCAAUGCCCAAAGCCAGAAGACAUAUCGUACUUGGCUCCAAUCGUCCGGCCGAUCCGCGUCGCUGGAAGUUCGCCCCGUUACGCUCGGCUAGUGAUUGAUUGCUACGGCGUUCUGAUAAGUGAGCGGUUUCUUCUGGCACCGGCUAGCUGCCACCAUAGCACAGCCCUGCCAAAGCAAUUCAUUAUGCUAGAGUUUGCCGGUCAGGCAAUGGCCUGUAGUGUAAAGAGAUUCCAUCAUCACCCGAAUUUUAUCAACAAUCCUCCAUCCGACAAUAUCGCCCUAAUCGAACUGGAACGGGCAGUGUCUCUGUCCACCUGUCAGUUUGUGUGUCUCUGGACGGGGGUCGAAGGUGCCGAAAGUGAGACCCUCCCGAACAUCUUGCUCUACUCGGCUGUGAACGUCUCGUCCGGUGACAAAUCGAUCGAGUCGUCGGAGAUGACGGUCCGACCGACUUCCAGUGGCCGGGGCAGCACAACCCAAGCGAGUCGCUGCUACGACGAGCUGCUGGCGCCCUUGGUGAUGCAGCAGAACCCGGACGGUGGUCGGUCCGAUCGAUUGGUCGGCAUUGUUGUCGAGCGAACCUGUACGACGAUACGCUUCAUCAAGGUAGCACCGUUUCUUGGCUGGAUCGAGCGGAUUGUCUGGCUGGGGUCAUCAUCUUCGGAUAACGACAAUGGGCUGUAA